UCCCACCGACCAGCACAAAUCGCCCGUCGUUAUCUCUCGCAGAACUCAACGCGUCAAGAACUUAUUACGAUUACGAUCGAGAGCUCGCGACCGCUUCUUGUACCUCUCCAUCUUCCUUGCUGAGCAACAAUGGUUAGGGCGUUGGACGGUCCUACUGCGGGCGAUGGCUUCGGCUUCAUGCCCACCGCUCACGCUGCCUCUUGGUGGGUCCUCGUCGCCUUCGCCUUCGCCGCGGCCUUGGCCGUCGUGGCGAUCGCCGUGUUCGGCUGCGCCGACGGGCCUGAAGACAGACGAAGAAAGAAGAAAGAUGAGAAGAAGCGCCGCCGGGAAGGUGGUGAUGGCGGCGGCGAUGACGGUGGUGACGCUGGCGGCGGUGACCAGCCUAGCUCAGACGCACACGGCGGCGGGCAUCACCACCAUGGACAUGGCGGAGACCACGGCGGCGGGCACCACCAUCACCACGGACAUGGCGGAGACCACGGUGGAGGCGGGCAUCACCAUGGUGGAGACCAUGGCGGCGGCGGCCACUUCGGCGGUGACCAUGGAGCAAGCAGUGGCUUCGGCGGUGGGUUCUGACCGUGCCACACUGCCACUAUAUGAACAAGAUAUAUCAUAUUAUGAAGAUCGAUUGUGAAAACUACUAGCUAAUUCCUCGAGUUUGUCCGGUUGAUUAAUUACUUGUCCUUUUAUUUUACAGUCUCGGGUGUAUAUAUGGUCAGUUUGUUGAACGCAUUUUGCACUUUUAUUGACGAUGUAACAAUAAACUAAGCGUGGAUUAUAAAUUAAUAUUGGGACUA
Messenger RNA from Oryza brachyantha (malo sina), 797 nucleotides. Its product is annotated as dormancy-associated protein 2-like. Bases 130 to 576 code for a protein of 148 amino acids. The transcript is spliced from 2 exons. The record is from RefSeq and is a predicted model, not a curated record. NCBI's taxonomy places the organism in Eukaryota, Viridiplantae, Streptophyta, Magnoliopsida, Poales, Poaceae.